GGUUAACAAAAGGACGUUAAUCAACAACGAUAAAGUGUACCUAAUGGAGCCUCGCAGGAUCUCUUCAAAAGCUACGCGCACUUGGCAAAAAUACGCGAUGUCUUCUUCACGCGUCGCCCAACAAUGGCGCAUACGUGACUCAAUUCCGGAAACGACCAGGUUACGAAAUGAAAGCUGUGACAGUUCAGCAGCGAUCUCAUAAGUGUCACCGUCCUCGAAGCGCAGAUCAGAGAGCACCUACCGCUCUGUUAGAAGGGACAACCAUGGACGAUUCGAUGGGAGACAAAUCUCCCCACCGACAUAUAACGCUGGGCUCGCAAGACUCUCGGUCCAGAUUUCCAACUUCUAAUCCUCAAACAUCUGGUCAAACACGUCGUCACAGAGCUCUUCCGUGCCAACAUCAGCCAAGAUGCACAAGAAGCUCUUCACCUUCGCCCUCAUCGGCCUGGGCGCCGCCUCGAAAGUUCCUGUCGUGGAGGACGCUGACAUCCCCAACCUUCGAAAUGCUGAAGGUGCUCUCGGUCUCGCCAAGCGUCAAGGGCCACUGGGCGGCGUCGGAUUGCCAGGUCUGCAGGCACUUCAAAGCGUUGCAAAUGGCCUUCCCCUUCCCGUUAAGAAGCGUCAGUUACCUGAUCACGUGCCUUUGGUCAACAACGAUGAGCUUCCCGACCUGAAGAACACGGAGGGAGCCUUGGGCAUUGACACGGCUCGGGUGGUCCCCAGCAAGAUACCGCUGGUGGACAACAAAGACCUUCCGGAUCUGGGCAACGCAGAAAAGGCUGUUGGACUCGACAAGCGCCAAUUUCGUGGUGCUAAGCUACCUCUUUUGAACACAGAUGAGCUCCCCGAUCUGGAUCCAACCCUGAAGGCGUUUGGUUUGGAGGGCAGCUCCCGCCGCUCUCGCAGACGCCGCCAACUCAGCUCGGCAGACUUUCCACUGGUCAACGAACAGGAUCUGCCCAACCUGGACAACACAGAGAACGCACUAGGACUUGGAAAACAGAACAAGCGACAACUCCCGAAGAUACCCCUUAUCGACGAGAGCGCUCUGCCGGACUUGAGCGGCACAGAAGCUGCAUUUGGCAUCAAGGAUGAUCGAAGGGUCAAGAAGCGCGGCCUUGCUCUGCCAUCUAUCGGUGACAACUCUGCCCUAGACGGCGUCAAGAGGUUGGCUGGCGCGCUCGAAGGUGCCGCAUCAGAUGCGACAAGCCAAGGCACAGGCGGCGCUACCGGUUCCGCCGGUAUCGCGGGUCUCAAGAAGACAAAGCGUGAUGGCCUCGGUCUGCCCCUGCUUGACAAAGCACAACUGCCAGACUUGAAGAAGGCCGAAAGCGCUCUUGGCAUUUUGGACAACACAGGCGACACUCAGAAGAGCGGCAGCAACAAGAGGGCUCGAAAGACCAAGAAGCGUGCUGAUGGUGGCCUUGGCUUGCCCCUCCUCGACAACCUUGCUUUGCCCAAUCUGAACAAGACGGAAAGCAGGCUCGGCAUUCACCUUCCCUUCAGGGCUUAAAUAUGUAAGUCAUUAGACAUUUUAUCUUCGAUUGUCAGCCAGAGGGCCUAGAGCUUUAUUGGCGCACAUACCCUUUAAUUGUACUUUGCCCUUUUGAUUUCCUUUGUCACAAGAGAGAAGAUUGUUUGUGGAGGUAUUCAUUCGCGGAUGAUAUCGUCGCUGGCGAUUCAGGAUUCAAU
Messenger RNA from Verruconis gallopava, 1692 nucleotides. RefSeq lists its product as uncharacterized. The record is from RefSeq and is a predicted model, not a curated record. The transcript has a single exon. Lineage: Eukaryota; Fungi; Ascomycota; Dothideomycetes; Venturiales; Sympoventuriaceae. The coding region runs from base 410 to 1513 and encodes 367 amino acids.